AUGUCUUUGCAACCCAUUGAAGAACUCCCUCCAAAGCUUCAAGAGAUCAUCAAGCUUUUUCAAUCUGUUCAAGAACCAAAAGCUAAGUAUGAGCAGUUACGUUUUUAUGGCAAGAAUUUGAAACCACUUGAUCGUGAGUGUAAAACUAGGAAGAAUAAAGUUGAAGAAGGAUGUGUUUGUCAAGUUUGGGUUAGGGCUUAUUUGGAUAUGGGGAAGAAUGUUUUGUUUGAAGCUGAUUCUGAUUCUGAUUCUGUUUUAACUAAGGGUCUUGCUGCUUUGCUUGUUCAAGGGCUUAUUCUGAUUCUGUUUUCAAACAACGGUCAAAACCAGAAUCAAAAUCCAAUUGGGUCAUUUGGUGAUUAUGUCAUUGGACCUGGCUUGGAUUUGUUAUUGCAGCACCUGGCAGAGAAUGAUCCUAAUAGAUAUGGAACCCCGCCCGUUCGGAAGGAAGUCAUUGAGGCAUUGCCUACUGUGACCAUCAAGGAGCCUUGGCAGUGUUCAGUGUGCUUGGAUGAUUUUGAGAUUGAAACUGAGGCAAGGGAAAUGCCAUUUUGCAGGCAUCAUUUGCCUGUUGACGAUUCAAAGGUUGAUUCUGAGAGAUCUAGAAAUAGCGACGAUCGGAGGGAGAGUGAGAAGACUAAUAGUGAAGGUAAUAUUAGUCAUGAAAUUAGAGUUGAAGAGAGAGACGGUGAAGGAAGAAGUGGAAAUGGGAGAAGGUUUUCCUUUCCAUGGCCUUUCAAUAACUUGUUUUCAUCUUCAUCAGGUUCUCAAGCUGGUGGAAGCCAUCCAUCCUCAACAGUGUCAUCUGCCUAA
Molecule: messenger RNA, 813 nt
Organism: Dovyalis caffra
Lineage: Eukaryota; Viridiplantae; Streptophyta; Magnoliopsida; Malpighiales; Salicaceae
Source: the annotation of a GenBank genome assembly